CUGGCCGGCACAGUCCCGCUCUCCGCCGCGACGCCUGCACAUCCGGAGGACGUGACCCAAGUGCUUACUUAUCACUGCCGGCGCUGCCAUUCAUCCAGGACCAGUCAGCCACGGGAGCGGCAGCAGAAAAGGUACCAGAAGCGGCACUUCUCGGCAGCGGCCACCACAACAUGAGCCACGACAACCCAGCCUUCUCGGAGCAUCCGUCGCACACCGAUGCCGCCGAUGCCUUGGGCACGACGACAUCAUCUUACGGCACCAACCAGCACACAGUCGUCAACGUGAGCGACUUCAAAGGCGCCGCCUGCAAUGGCAACGCCGCCAAGACGCCGCAGCAGCAACAGGCACCGCCUCCCGCCUACAACAGUAUCAGCAGCAAGGAAGCAGAAGCUGCAGGAUAUGGAGCUAGUACAGGCAUCUUCGCAGUGGGGGAUGCUUUGUCACGGAAGGCGAGUGCAGCGCAGCAAGAGUACAAACCACAUUUAGAGCGUGAUGUCGAAAAGCCUAUCACAAACAUGGAGACGUUGCUGCAUCUACUGAAGGGCAGCCUAGGAACAGGCAUCUUGGCAAUGCCAAAUGCCUUCAUGCAUGCAGGAUAUGCCGUGGGUAUAGUUGGAACAUUUAUCAUUGGAGUGCUGUGCACCUACUGUAUCCAUCUCCUGGUGAAGGCACAAUAUGAGCUCUGCAGGCGGCGCCGUAUACCCAGCCUAGGCUAUCAGGAAACUGCAAUGGCUGCUUUUGAGGAGGGACCUCGCUUCCUUCGACCUCUAGCUCCAUACACUGGGCACAUUGUGAAUAUCUUCUUGCUGAUCUACCAGCUGGGAACUUGUUGUGUGUAUGUUGUAUUUGUCAGCAGUAAUAUAAAAUCAGUGGUUGAUGAAUACUACAGUGGGCUGGAUUUAAGGAUGUACAUGCUGAUUUUGCUGCUGCCAUUGAUAUUGAUCAACAUGGUUCGCAACCUGAAACUUCUGGCACCAUUCACAACACUAGCCAAUUUACUCACUCUGAUAGGCUUUGGCAUCACACUGUAUUACCUGGUCAACAGUGCUCCUACACUUGCAGACAAGGAGCCUUUUGGGACUCUUAAGGGUUUACCCCUCUUCUUUGGAACUGUGCUUUUUGCAUUGGAAGCAAUAGGUGUUAUUCUGCCUUUGGAGAACAGCAUGAAGACACCAAAGAGUUUUGGUGGAUCACUGGGUGUACUUAAUAGAGCCAUGGUUGUCAUCAUAACUUUGUAUAUUGGAAUUGGAUUUUUUGGUUACAUGAAAUAUGGCAGUGGUGUGAAAGGGAGCAUAACACUUAACCUCCCUAAUGAAGAGAUACUUGCACAGUGUGUGAAGAUAAUGUUGGCUAUCUCAAUUUUUAUAACUCACAGCUUACAGAACUAUGUGGCCAUAGAUAUAACAUGGAAUGGCUACUUGAGUGAAAAGCUUGAGAAACAUCCUCAUAAAGUUAUUUUUGAAUACCUUGUUCGUGUUUCCCUGGUCAUUGUCACAUUCCUGUUGGCUGUUGCAAUUCCAAAUCUGGAGCUGUUUAUAUCUCUGUUUGGUGCCCUCUGUCUGUCAGCACUUGGAAUUGCUUUCCCUGCAAUAAUACAAAGCUGUACAUUUUGGAACAAAGAAACCACUCAACUCAAGUUCAUCUUAAUGGUUAUGAAGAACAGUUUCCUAGUCCUGUUUGCAGCACUGGGUCUUAUUGUUGGAACAUAUAUAUCAAUUUCAGAUAUAAUUAAGGAGUUCAGCUAAGAUAGUAUUGCAAUAAGUCCUACAAACUUGUUGGGACACCAGUUUUAGGCUUCCAAAGUUUGGAGGGAUGAGCACCAUUGUUCAUAACUUCUUGUAAACCUGAUACUGCCAGAAAUUCUGUUGCCCCUAAACAUUGCUGUUACAUUACAAACUCCUAUAGAGCUGUGGUAUGUUUUAUCUGAGCACAUUUAGAUGCAGUACCAGUUCUCAAAUAAGAAUGGAGGGGAAAAAAAGGCAGCAGUUGAAGGAUGUAAAAUAAUGGAAAGCUCUGUUCAGAGGUGUUACAAAACGCUGCAGGAGCUCUAGUCUCAACUAUUGAUCAGUUAGGGCAGUAUUACUGGACCAUGAUAUUAUUGCACUUAGUCUGCCAUGGCAAGAAACAUGCGAUGACAAUACAAUAAAGUCUAGUGGUGACUAAUGAAAGUGAAUCACACUGAGUGAUUUAAAGACCUUUGUGCAUAUGAUAUAAAGUGGUUCAGCAUGUCCUCAUGAAAUAUGAGAAUCCACAAUAAGCCAAAUGAAGUGCCCUCACUUCCAUGUGCAAUAAUAUUGUGGUCUACUAAUAAAACUGGUUGGCAUUUUAGUUGCCUGUAGCAUGGCUACAUGAAAAUGAUUGAAAACUGUUGAUUACCACAAUUGCAAGAGUAGGAAAGUUUUUGCUAAAGUUAAUGUGGAAAAAUUUGUGAAACAAUGUUGAACAAUACUAAUCAGUUACCUGUCAUUCUUCAGCAACAGUUACUACUGUAACUGUAACAGAUUUAUGCAGUAAAAAUACUCUGAACAAAGAGGGCUAGGGAGGGGAGGAGUGGAGAAGGGUAGAGAGAAGAAAAGCUUUGAUACAAAAUAUUUAUCAUCAUAGCCUUCAAAAUUUAAAUCUCACUGAGUACAUAGUCCAAACUUUGUUUUACUCCUGACUAGUUCAUAAAUAGUGAUGUGCCAUUUGUGUACGAUAGAAUGUUAGGAUAUAAAUGUAAGCAGUUUACUGUGAAAUAAUUUUUACCAGAAAUGAUGAAAUUAAUUGUAAAUGCUGUGGAAGUGAUUUCUGUUCAUGUUGCUAGAAGUUCAAGCAGUCUUUGGAAAUAAUGUUCACUCAAAUGAAAGGAAUUAGUGUUCGUUAGUGUAGUGGAAAAGAGCUUUCCAUUGUUAACAAAAAAAAUGGAAGCUGUGAUAGGAAUAAAUGUUAGUUGAUAACAUUACCGCAACAAAGUAGCACAACAAAAAGUACAUCUGGUGCAGAAUGCAAAAAUAGCAUAAUAUGUAAAAUGUCCAUAAUAUUUGACAAAAAGGAAUAAAUUGUUCUUGUAUAGGAGUUCUAGGUACAGUGCAGCCACUUUUAAGAAUUACCUGCUUUUUCCUAAGAUAAAUGCUCUAUGAAUGCCUUAAAACAUUUUUUAGAGCUGAAAGAAAACGUCUACCAGGUCAUAAAUUCGUCGAAAAAUAAAUUUAAAGUACAGCAAGAGUUAAGAUAGUUAAUUUACUUUGAAUUUUCCUAAAAUUUAACAGUGUGGGUAUUUUUGGGCACAUCCAGUUGCAAAUAACUUCAUGAUAAUUUGCGUAGUUUUCCAGACAAAAAUCAUUGGUCACAAAUAGUUCAAACUAAGGUGACAUAACUAUUUUCCAGAAAUGGAAAUCAAUCUGUUUUCAAAUCACAAUAAUGUUAAUGGUGCUCAGUUGUAGAUGUGAAAAUUUUGUAUAUUAGUGUAUAUCUUGUAAAUAAUGUUUUGUUAUUUAUUAAUGUGCUGUGCUACUUUCUAAGUAACUUUAUUUAAAAAUAAGGGAUUUUUAAAUUGUAUAAAGUGUUGAGAAAGACUGAAAAUGUUUUUCUCAAUUCCACUGUGCCUCAUUCUCAAAACUGUUGAAAUCAGCUGUGAAAGCACUACCUAAUGCAAGAAGCAUCAGUUCACCCAAGAUGACUGAUAAAUCUCAACACAGCUCUGACCCUUCAGAGACUUACUUCCAACUUUUUAGCAUGUUAACAGUUGGUCUUACAAUGGCGGCUAUAUUUUUUAAGAAAUAAUGUUGUUAAUUAUCUAUUUUCACAUGGCGUUAGUAUUACAACCUACAUUGUUCAAACAUCAUGAAUCUGAACUGUUAUUCUGAGGCAAAGAUGACUCAUUGUGAUAAACAUUAAAAUUUUAUGUGAUUGCAGGCUUUAUCAGCGUAUUUCAGCUAUGAAAUCUUCACGGGUUAUCAGCUGAGUGGCAUUGUCUUCUAGUCACAACAUUUCAAUGGACUGCAUAUUAGACAUCUUCAGGUGAAGAUGACCUUCGCCAGAAAAUGAUGGAUACACAAUCCAUUGAAACGUUGCUACUAGAAGACACCACUCGGCUGAUAACCCAUGAAGAUUUCAUAAUUAAAAUUUUAGCAUGCCUCCAUAAUUCACUGCAACUAUUUAGCAACUGAAAGUAAAUGUGAUAUUUUAUUUCUGUGUGGUUAAUGUGAUAAGAAAUGAAUCUGUGCAAUUAUCUUUAAUAAGUUGUGUUAAGACUUUUCAUCAUAUCGGAACUGUUCAUUGCUACCAUAAAUGUAGGUAAUUCAUCAUUUGAGGCACAUAAAUUAUCACUGAUGAUCAGAUCUUGAUGAAAUUUUUGCAGCAAAUCAAGCCCACCACCUUAAGAGGCUUAUCCCAGUUCCUAGAUCUAUGUACUAAGUUUCUAACAAUUAGAGCUUGAAAUUAUGUAAACAUUGCUUUCAAAAUAAGAAAGUGACUUCAGUUGGGAGUUGUGGAAGCCUGUGGAAUAAUAUGGCCAAAAGAAAUAUCAGCAGCAUGCCUACAGACAGAUACAAUUGGCAUAUGCAGCCUCCCUUCCACAAAUAUAUUUUACACUGCACUGAUACUGUUAAACAGUAACAUAUGUUGCAUCACUCAGUGGUUACAUAUGUGCUCACAAAGGGCACAAUAUUAGAGCUUACAUGGACAACAGAACUGUUGGCCAGCAACAGUGCAGUAUUGCUGGGAAGUCAUUAUCAUACAUACUUUCUUAUUUUGACUGAGAUAGUGGAAUGUUAGGUUGUUUCACAAGAAUAGUGCUUCAGUUCCAUGCAUAUUUGGCCAUUAAAGGAAGUAGCUGUUACAUAUUUAUAUUCUAUUUUUAUAUGAGAUUUUUGUGUAUAAAAAUAGAUGACCAAUUUGUAAUAUUAAUAAACUACACUCAGUGUUUUAUAUUAAAAUACGUGAGUGUUGUACCUGCAAAAUCUAGUGAAAUAUCUUCAAAUUAUUUACUUUUGCAUUCACUCAUACUGUAGCUUCAUGGCUGAGGUCAUGUUACCAUUUUUAUAUUAAACUGCCAAAGUGAUAUUAAUUUAUUUCAGAGGCUUUGUCAGUAAAUCUAAUGGUUUCCACUUCAAACAAUUCUGUUCAGUUUAUACCAACAUGUUCUUUACAUUAAGGACUGCUAUUCUUACAUAAAAAGGUCUUCUGUAAGCGAAACAUACCUGAUACAACCUUAGAAAAUCUGGUUUUAUUGUUUUAUAUAUAUUUUUAACUUGUAUAAAUGUCACCAACCCCAAAUCUUGAAAUAUCAGUCAUAGACACUGUGAGAAUUACUAAAGAAAAUCAUGUUGAUGUUACUAGAAGAACACAUGUACAUUGGCAUUAUCUCCACAAAUCUGAGUCAUUUUUCAGUGUGCUGUUAAUUAUCUGCGAAGUAUUAAUUUCCUUGUUGUGAUGUAA
Schistocerca serialis cubense is the source of this 5418-nucleotide messenger RNA. Its product is annotated as proton-coupled amino acid transporter-like protein CG1139. The transcript is spliced from 10 exons. The record is from RefSeq and is a predicted model, not a curated record. Gene Ontology annotation, cellular component: vacuolar membrane. NCBI's taxonomy places the organism in Eukaryota, Metazoa, Arthropoda, Insecta, Orthoptera, Acrididae. Gene Ontology annotation, molecular function: amino acid transmembrane transporter activity. Bases 171 to 1745 code for a protein of 524 amino acids. Gene Ontology annotation, biological process: amino acid transmembrane transport.